AUGUUGCAUGAAGCCAGGGACAGGCAGAAGUUUGUCAGUGAUGUUCAGUAUCUACGAGACAUGCAGCAUAAGGUGGACUCCGAAUAUCAGGCUUGUUUGAGACGACAGGAUCACAGAAAAGACCCAAAUGAGAAGAAACGAGAUCACUUUUGGGGGCUGGAGUCAAGUUCUGAGAGAUCCCGCUUCUCAAGCGGGUCAUCUAAACAGAGUUCUAAUGAAGAAGAACCUCAAAUUGAACCAAGAUUACCAGUCAAGACAAGUUUAAGUAAGUGCGAUUCCAGACUUCCAGCAAUUGACCAAACAUCAGUCAAGCAGAAACACAAAAGUACCAUGACCAUGACCCUAAGACAGACAGACAAAGUGGUCCCCACCCAGACGGACAAAGCAAUUUUGCCCCUUUCAGCAGCCCAGGCACCAAAGAUUUUGUCAAAGAAGAGGAGGCCAAACCUAGAGAGACUGACAAUCAGCCCAGAAUUGCACAGCCCAAGAGCGUCUGGGGACAAAAGCAGACAGAAACCACAGUUGCCGGCAAAGGCGCCAGCUCUCAGGGGAGCAGAUCCAGUAGUUCAACAAGAAGGACCCAUGUGGACAGGUGACACUAAGCUGAAGAGGCCACCUCGAGAGAGAAGAAACUUAGUCCCAUCCUCACAGCUGAUGAUGACUGACAACCCUCCUGAGAGAGCCAGUAAAAAAGACCUGAGUCCUCUUUCCCAGAGCGAGACACAUGCUGCCCUGUCCCAGGCCUUCCAAGGAAUAAAUAGUCCUCAAGUGCUAAGCAAGUCCUUGGGGCCACCACUCACACCCACCACCGUGGGAGGGCCAAGAAGGGCACCGUUUAGGUUCAGAGAUGAAGAUUUUUAUUCCGUGUUAUCAUUAAACCCUGGGAGAGAAAAUUAUGACACUGAAGAGGAAACCCACUUGGAAGAAGAGCUGCUGGUGGUUGGCAUGCAGUCACCCCACUCUCCUUCCAAUCCUGUAAGAAGUAGAUUUGGGGGGACAUCAGCCACUCAGGCCAAAAAUAAAACUUUUGAAGAAAGUGCUGAAAAAAAUGGCAGAGAUAAUUCUCUAAGAAGAUGUGAGCCCAAUAAUGGUUCAUUAAGAAUAGGCAAUGCCACAGAGCCAGUGACAAAGCCGCCUUCUGUCGGGCAAAAGUUGUUCCAAGACUCCGAGCUGCUUCACAGGGAGUCUGCUAAAGAGAACGACAGCAGCGGCAGUGAAAAUAAGACUCUUCCUUCAUGGGACCCCCAAUCCAAACCCAGACAAGAUGAUGGUCUCAAUGCUGAGAAUCUAUCUAGUGAUUGUAUUUCUAUGGAAGAUAGGGCUGGUGCCCAUGAUUAUGAAAGAGAUUGGCAAGACUAUUUAAACAGUUCUAGAAAUUCUCUUGACUGCUUUCUUUCUAGUAGACCAAUAGCUCCAAGAUCAUCCAUGAAUUCAUUUAACACUCCUGUGUCAUUAACACAUGUUCCUCUGAGAAAUGAUAUUCCAGGAGACUUGUCAAUGUCAUCGACUUUGGUUCAUAGCUCAGACUCAGAGGGAAACCCAAGGUUUAAUAUUCGCCGACCACUUUCCCCCAUUAGAAACAGGAAUUCACUUGCCAAUACUGAAAACCACAAUUAUUUUCCAGUAAAUAGUACACCUGAAUUUGAUGUCAGGGGAGCAGAAGACAUUACUUUAAGAAGCCGACUUCAGAGGGCUCCGCUAUACCCAGAUGACUUUUUACUAACUCCACAAAGCAGCUUGUCCUUAGUGAAUUCUUCCAACUCCUCUCCACCAGGAAUGAGCAUACAAGCCCAUUUUCAUGUGCCUGGGUCCCUGCAAGAAAAUAUACCAUUUACUUUCUUUGCCGUGUCAGAUUUCCCAAAUCAAAAUGAUCAUGAGAACAUAAUGGCAUCCUUUGGUUACCCAGAUGGACAAGAGACCACUAAGAUAAAGACAGACCCUGUGAAACUUAAGAAAUUGCAAGAAAGUCUCCUGGAGGAGGACUCCGAGGAGGAAGGAGACUUGUGUCGCAUCUGUCAGAUAGCCGGGGGUUCCCCAAGCAACCCCCUCCUGGAGCCCUGCGGCUGUGUGGGAAGCCUGAAGUUUGUUCAUCAAGAGUGCCUGAAAAAGUGGCUGAAAGUGAAAAUAACAUCAGGAGCAGAUCUUGGCACCGUGAAGACCUGUGAGAUGUGUAAACAAAGCCUGCUGAUCGACCUGGACGACUUUAACAUGACUGACUUCUACCAGAAGCAUCAGCAAUCCCAGGCACAAAAUGAGCUGAUGAACUCAGGCUUGUACCUGGUACUGCUACUUCACCUCUAUGAGCAGAGGUUUGCAGAAUUCACGAGACUCAACUACAGCUGGUUCGCAAGAGAGAGGUUGUCAAGAAAUUACCCACAGCCCAGAUCAGAAGAAAAUGAAAGUUCUGAGUUGGGAGAUGGAAAUGAAAGCAGUAUUUCUCAAAGCCGGGUCGUCUAG
Molecule: messenger RNA, 2457 nt
Organism: Otolemur garnettii (small-eared galago)
Lineage: Eukaryota; Metazoa; Chordata; Mammalia; Primates; Galagidae
Gene: MARCHF10
Product: membrane associated ring-CH-type finger 10
Exons: 10
Coding region: 1-2457 (818 amino acids)
Molecular function (GO): zinc ion binding
Source: RefSeq, a predicted model, not a curated record